Anoplopoma fimbria (sablefish) is the source of this 979-nucleotide messenger RNA. RefSeq names its product CD209 antigen-like protein E. The record is from RefSeq and is a predicted model, not a curated record. NCBI's taxonomy places the organism in Eukaryota, Metazoa, Chordata, Actinopteri, Perciformes, Anoplopomatidae. Bases 1 to 615 code for a protein of 204 amino acids. The transcript has 5 exons.
AUGGCUGUGUUCUUUCAUUCCAAUGAGGCUCCCAUUGGUGAGUAUCAGAAUUUCCCCAAACCUGAACUUGAGAAUGCUGCUACAGAGAAGAAUCCAAAACCAAAGCUAAAACAUCUCAGUGUGGUUCUGCUGAGCUUUGGACUGCUGUGUGUUCUUCAGGGGAUUCUCAACAUCUCUCUGAGACUGGCUCUGAGUCAGCCCACUGAUAAAGGUGAGACAGAGGAAGAGACAUGCCCACAGGGCUGGCUGAUGUUCGGCUCCAGUUGUUACUACAUUUCCUCACAGAGGAGGAGCUGGGAUGGCAGCCGGCAGGACUGUGUGCAGAGAGACGCUGACCUGGUCAUCAUCAACAGCAGACAGGAACAGGCCUUCCUCACUGGAUUCACCAUGGCAGCGUGGGUUGGUAUGUCUGACAGGGAGGAGGAAGGGACUUGGAUCUGGGUGGAUGGAACACCAGUGAACAGAGACAGGUUGAACUGGGCCCGGGGGCAGCCUGAUGACUCGUUAGGAGGAGAAGACUGUGGUGACCUUCGCACAAUGAUUGAUUUCAUUGGCUUAAACGACUACAACUGUAGUGCCAGAGCCCAGUGGAUCUGUGAGCAGACGUUACGCUAGCUUUAACAGAUGUGUGUACUGUUCGGUCACCUUCCUUUGCUGUUCAGUCCUUUUUGGGUUUUUUCUUGAUGUUAACAAAAAGUUUUAGUUGAUUGUAAACUGCAACCUCACCACUAGAUGCCACUAAAUCUUUCACACUGGUUCUUUAAGAGAAGUGGACCAUGAUUUGAUCUGUGGCCUGUUUGCUGUGACUGGAUUGAGAUAGAUCUGAAAAGUCCUUGGCUGUUUAUGUGUUCAUAUAAUUGUCUGCACUAGUUUUGUAAUCACUUUUACACACAAUAAGAAAAUAUUAAUAUUAAUAAUAAUGAUAUGGUAUGUGAUAUCAAAGUCUUAGAACAUCACAAAUAACGAUAUUACACCACUC